CCCGAAAUCCCAAGAUAAGCUCCCAUACACAUUACAUAUCACUUGAUCAGAGAUGGCUUCUUACUCUUCCACUUUCCACUUUCUAGUUGUUUCCUUCCCAAGCCAAGGCCACAUCAACCCGUCACUCCUAUUCGCGAAGCGCCUUCUGCGCUCCGGCUCUUGCGUGACCUUUGCCACUUCAAGGUCUGCCCUCCGCCAGAUGCGUGAGUCCAAAGAAACUUUCGAUGACUUGUCCUACGCGGCAUUCUCAGAUGGAUACGAUGACGGAUUCGACAUAGGAAAGCACGAUAUUCAGCAGUUCAUGGAUGAGCUCAAGAGACAAGGGCCUCAGACUUUAGGAGAGCUUAUCGGGAACUGCCUGACAGAAGGGCGAGAAUUCACGCAUGUGUUCUACACGACGCUCAUCCCGUGGGCCGCAGAUGUGGCGAGUUCCUUUAGGUUGCGUUCUACGCUCAUCUGGACACAGCCUGCAACCGUGUUGGACAUCUACUACUAUUACUUCGAUGGUUACGGAGACGUCAUCAGCGAUGCAGGUAUCAACUCUUCAUCCCCGAUUGUGCUGCCAGGACUUCCGCCUCUUACAGGCCGCGAUGUCCCUUCCUUCUUCUCCCCCGAGAACCAUUACAGUUACUUUCUGCCUUUGAUGAAGCGCCAGUUCGAGAUACUCGAUGAGCAGGGCAAUAGUCAUAAAGUGCUUGUGAAUACAUUUGACGCAUUAGAAGAAGGGCCUCUACGAGCCACUCGUAAGCUUAACUUGGUGGGGAUAGGACCUCUACUGCCCUCAGCCUUCUUGGACGGGCACAACCCGUCGGAUACAUCCUUUGGAGGUGAUAUCUUCCAAGGUUCUUCAAAGAAUUAUACUGAAUGGCUGAACAACAAUCCUCGGGCGUCGGUGAUCUAUAUAUGCUUUGGGAGCAUCCAUCUUCUAACAAGGCGGCAAAGGGAUGAACUGGCAAGGGGAUUACUAUCCAGUAGUCGACCGUUUCUAUGGGUGAUGAGGGAUGCUGGAAAAAAUGAUGAGGAAAACGGGCAGUUGAUCUAUCAGGAAGAAUUGGAACGACAAGGAAUUAUCAUACCGUGGAGCACGCAAGUCGAGGUUCUGUCCCAUCCAUUGGAGGGAUGCUUUGUGACGCACUGCGGAUGGAACUCGACCAGUGAAAGCCUAGCGUGCGGGGUGCCCAUGGUGGCAUGUCCACAAUGGGUCGACCAGAGGACGGAUGCGAAACUCGUCGAGGACAUGUGGAAGACCGGCGUAAGGGCCAACCUGAAGAGCGGGACGAUCAUCGAAGGGGAGGAGAUAAGGAGGUGCUUGGAUUUGGUGAUGGGAGAGGGAGAGAAGGGAGAAGAAAUAAGGAGGAAUGCAAGGAAGUGGAAGGAGUUGGCUAAGGAGGCUGCUGGGGAAGGAGGGUCUUCGGAUAAGAACCUCAGGGCCUUCUUGGAGGAGAUUGCAAGCUCAGUUUAAUCAAUUGGUAGUCAUAAUUAAGCUAGAGUAGAUUGAACUUGUUCACAUCGUGUCCUUGUCCUUUUACGAAAUUAUAAGAAUGUCUAGGUGAAGUUUUAACGUAAAAUCUAAUAUACAAUAAUAGGUGAAGUUUUAACGUAAAA
Molecule: messenger RNA, 1605 nt
Organism: Punica granatum (pomegranate)
Lineage: Eukaryota; Viridiplantae; Streptophyta; Magnoliopsida; Myrtales; Lythraceae
Source: RefSeq, a predicted model, not a curated record